Messenger RNA from Cydia fagiglandana, 1978 nucleotides. RefSeq names its product RNA-binding protein 24-B-like. The record is from RefSeq and is a predicted model, not a curated record. Gene Ontology annotation, cellular component: nucleus; cytosol. The coding region runs from base 16 to 1047 and encodes 343 amino acids. Lineage: Eukaryota; Metazoa; Arthropoda; Insecta; Lepidoptera; Tortricidae. Gene Ontology annotation, molecular function: mRNA 3'-UTR binding. The transcript has 5 exons.
UAGGGCACGCCACGCAUGUGGCGCGGUGCCGGCGCAUCUGGUGGCGGGAGGGGAGCCGCGGGGGCUAAAAUUAGUGCCGAGCGCCACGUGCGUCUACAGUCCGCGCCCGACCUCCACCACGCACGCUCGCCGCCCGGGCCCUCCGUGUUUACAAGUUACAAGUUUACCACCGCCACCGGCAAUCGAGUCCCAGCGCUCCGCGCAGUGUUAGUGCAUCCAGUGACCGUGGCCGUCGCGACGGAGGCGGUUCAAGGAAUGCUCAUGGCGGGCGCGCUGCCUGCCGAGCCGGAGGGGCUGCUGGCGUUGGGCGCGCUCCCCGGACAGAAGGACACCACCUGGACGAAACUCUUCGUCGGGGGGCUGCCCUACCACACCACAGACAAGAGCUUGAGAGAGCAUUUUGCGGUCUAUGGAGACAUCGAGGAGGCUGUCGUUAUCACGGACCGGCAAACCAGUAAAAGUCGAGGAUAUGGAUUUGUAAUAAUGGGCGACCGGUCAGCAGCAGAACGGGCGUGUAAGGACCCCAACCCCAUCAUCGACGGAAGGAAAGCCAACGUCAACCUCGCCAUCCUCGGGGCCAAGCCCAGAGGGAAUCUUGCGCCAGGGUUCGGUUUGGCGGCGGCGGCGGCUGGCGUGCGCGCCGGUUACCAGACAGUGCUGCCCACUCCGUACGGGUUGUCGCCGGGAUAUGUGUACGGCACGCCGGGGUACACGAUGAGCGCGAUGAGCGGCGUGGGCGCGGGGGUGACGUCCGGCGCCGGCGGGCUGGUGCAGCUGCCACAGCUGCAGCACGCAGCCGCCAUGGCCGCCGCGAACCACCUCUACGAGUACCAGGCUGCGGCCGCGCAGGGCGCCGCGGCGUAUCAGCAACAAUACGCGGCCGCAGGAUUCGACCCGUACGCUACAGCUGCUGCAGCUGCGGCGGCGGCGGCUAGUGGAGCGGGCUACAUGUCGCCUUACUACGCGCUGCCCAGCGGAGGAGUGCAGGCGCCCCUUCUGCCACCCCUCUCCUACCCUCCACAACUUCAAGAGGCACGCAUGCAGUAACCAAUGAAGAAAACAGUGGCUAUACUAUGACAAAAUUUCCCCAGAACAUUUUAAGAUCUGACCCAAAAUUAGUCUUUGGAUAUCUUAUUAAGGCUAGUGGAUUAAUAAAUUUAUAUAUUUGACAGCGUUGCAGUGUAGCCAUGGAAAUGACGACGUAGGAUUUUAAAAUGUGAUGAAAUGAUAGGUAAAUAUGGCUGAGGGAAUACACUUAGCGUACCCGUUUUGGACGAACGAAUAUUAGGGAAUCAUAGUGCCUAUAGUAUACUAUACUUAGGUUAUAAAAGUUAUGGAGUGAAUAAAUGAGGUCGAACGGUCCGUUUGUUACCACAGGAAAGCCAAAUAUUUAGACUAAACGUUAAACAAUUUCUUACCAAUAGAAAUUGGUGUCAACCAAAAAUAAGCGACGACCAAAGCUGUGAGCUUUUAGUAGGAUUAAGAUGGCUGACGGUAGAUCGACCAACCGGACGUCGACGCGGGCGGCGGUCUGUCUGAUUUAUUAAACGUAGAUAUGUAAAACAAAGUUCUUGCCUGAUUCAUUCAUUCUUCCUGACAUCACAUUAUGUAAAUCAUAUUUCCUAUUUUUUAUACUUGAUAGAUUAAUUAGAUAUACUUUUCUAGGUACAUUUUCCAUCAUAUUUUAAUACGAUUGUAUAAUCUUACCCAUUACAAUUACUACACACUUUAUUUCAACUUACGUAUCAGCUGUUAAAUGACAAUAAAAUAUACAGACUAUUGCAGCUUGUGAGAUAAAAGGUCUUACCAAAAUAUUGCGAUAUAUUUUUACUGUAAGGCAGCUAACGUCUUCAAAAUAUAUUAUGUACUUACUUCCUGAUUUAACACAUUGUAUUUACACAUAUAUUUUACGUAGAUACCUUUAUCACUUUAUCAUUAAAAUACCCAAAUACAUAAUUCAUACUGUAGAAGUGACAUU